AUGGGAAGCUUCACUCGGGAUGUGUACUACCUAUCCACGAUUAGAUUAAUUAAGAACGUUCCUCUCAACAAGGCAUUUCAUGUAUCCUGGCAUGAUGAUGAGGAAACACUGCAUGAACUACUCACAACAUUUUGGGUCUUAGAGAAAAUACAUUCAAACGAAAAACCCAAGCUCACACCAGAAGAGCAAGAGUGUGAGGAACAUUACAAGAACAAUUACUUUCGCAUGUCAAAUGGACGAUACAUAAUACGCAUUCCACUCAAUGCCCCCGCGAUUGUUCUUAGGGAGACGCACGAAACCGAGCAUCGCAUGUUACAGAGCCUGGUGAGAAAAUUCUCAAAGGCAGAAAAUUAUCAACAACAAUAUCAACAAUUCAUGAUAGAAUAUAAGAAUCUUGACCACAUGAGACAAGCACCUCAAAUUCCCAAUCAUCAAAUUCAAUACUAUCUGCCACACCACGGUGUACUCAAACAUGACAACACUACUACCAAAUUAAGAGUGGUAUUCAAUGGUUCCUGCCAUCAACAGCUGACGCAAGAGACGCUAUGCCUUAAGCACAUUGUCACACAAGGACAACAACAGAUCGACUAA
Ceratosolen solmsi marchali is the source of this 591-nucleotide messenger RNA. RefSeq lists its product as uncharacterized. The transcript has 3 exons. Lineage: Eukaryota; Metazoa; Arthropoda; Insecta; Hymenoptera; Agaonidae. Bases 1 to 591 code for a protein of 196 amino acids. The record is from RefSeq and is a predicted model, not a curated record.